CGUACAUUUGGGGGAGGGGCUCACUGGAAAACAAGGAUGUGAAUUCAUAACGCUUGAAAACCAGAAAGACGAGCCCCAUUCAUCCAACAAACUUCCAUUUCAGAGUUUAAAUGCGAUUUCAGCCCUUCGCGGACUCGCGCCUAAUUGGAAUACUUCGAUAAACCGUAAACAAAACAAAGAAAAUAGAAAAUAUUGCCUAUCCCCCUCCCCCAACCAAAGGUCAAAGUUCACAGGAAACUGGGGGGCUGCCAUUUUCCCCCUGCUAACAUGUUAGAUGCUAAACAGGCGAGGAGUUGUGGUCGUUGCUGAGUGCUUAUAUUUAUUGUCAUCCGUUUGCGUUCGUCUACCUCUUCUAUCUUAUGCAUUUUUAGGCUCGGUUGUUGAAUGACGGCGGCAUGGAGAGGACAGAACAGCCGUGGAAUUCCUCCUACACGUACCAGGUGAGCAAACACAGCGCCGAGAUGCUACACAACCUCAACGGCCAGAGAAAAGAUGGAGGCAGGUUUUGCGAUGUUAUCUUGCGCGUCGGAGAGGAGAGUUUCCCUGCCCAUAAGGCGGUGUUGGCGGCGUGCAGCGAGUAUUUUGAGUCGGUCUUCAGUUGUCAGACUGAAGGCGACGGCGAAAGCAAGGAGCUGGAGAUGCACACGAUCAGCUCCAAAGUUUUUCGCGACAUCCUGGACUUCGCGUACACCUCCAAGAUCGUGGUGCGCCUGGAGUGUUUCCCGGAGCUCAUGACGGCGGCUAAGUUUCUCUUGAUGCGAUCGGUCAUCGAGAUCUGUCAGGAAGUCAUCAAACAAUCCAACGUGCAGAUCGUCGUGCCUCCCGCUCUGGAAGGAGAGCACAGUAUGUUUAGGAGCGCUGGGACCACGGAACAGCUGUCAUACCCCUUGCCCGUGGACAUGUCAAACGGGAGCGUGCCCAACGGCGUGGUGUUUACCAACAACAAUGACAGUGACAGCGCUGAUCCGACUCAGCAAACGGCUGUUCGGUUAACGGGUUCCCCUAUAGAGUUUCACUUGAACACAGAGGAAUCACCAAGCUCCAAAAGAGGCAGAGGAAGACCUAAAAAAGAGGCCACCUACAAUAACGCUGCUCAAAAUGAAGACGAAGGCCUUUUCUCGUGCGGGGUCUGUGCUAAGAUGUUCCCCGAUGUCAUCCAGUUAAGAAACCACGAGGCGCAACAUGGUUCCGUUAGGAGCGGUGCGGAUUUGGUUGUUAUGGACGGGCCGACGAUGAACUCUCAUUCCCAGGCGAGAUUCCAGGAAAACGGACUGCCAACGGAAACCCGUAAGCGUGAGAGAACGAGGCGGCACGUCGCGUGUGAUCUGUGCGGCAAAGUUUUCCGAGACGUCUACCACCUGAACCGACACAAGCUGUCACAUUCGGGCGAGAAGCCGUAUGCGUGUCCUGUGUGCGGGCUGCGAUUCAAACGCAAGGACAGGAUGUCGUAUCAUGUACGGUCUCACGACGGCUCGGUGGGGAAACCGUAUGUCUGUCAAAGUUGCGGGAAAGGUUUCUCUAGGCCAGACCAUCUGAAUGGACAUAUUAAACAGGUGCAUACUACAGAGAGACCUCAUAAGUGUCAGAUUUGCAAUGCAUCCUUUGCAACACGAGAUCGUCUGAGAUCACACCUGGCAUGCCACGAAGAUAAGAUACCAUGUCAUGUGUGUGGGAAAUUCCUCCGUGCAGCUUACAUGACUGACCACUUGAAAAAACACAGUGAAGGACCUCAUAACUAUUGUGGAAUAUGCAACAAAGGUUUUUCUACUGCAUCCUACUUAAAGGUGCACGUAAAAACGCACCACAGCUCGACAAUGCUCCCUUCCUCUGCAGCACAUCAGUUCCCUGAGCCACGAGCCAACAGACCACAGAUGCACAACUGCACCCCCUACCACUUAGGACGUCAGUGCUCAGUGGAAGAGCUCUGCACCAGUCGUCGGCUCCUGGUUACCUUUCCCGAUACAGAGGGGUCUUUUCGGGGGCUAUCUGGGCCAGUUCUACCCCAGCCUGUCCCUCCUGCCCUGGGCCUGCAGCCUGAGCUGCUCCUGGGAAAGCCAGGUCCAACUCCCUAUUUCUGGGAGUGCCGCUCUUCUGGAGCACCAGGGUUUCCGCUUCAUGGGCCUCUUACAGAUGGGCAGGAAAUUGCUGUGAAAUGUCCCCACCAGGAUUCUGAUGGUUCGGACGCUGCUUUCGGUGACCUCCCCAACGGAACAGAGCUCAAGCCUGAGCAGAAAGCAGAGGGAGAAGAACUAGAGGUCACCUCUUUCAUCUUCAACGGGCAGCCUGAUGACACCAUGACGUCGCCAGGUGGAUCCAAACAAAACACAGACAAUGAAAAGAAGUUUGCUUGCGGCGAUUGCGGCCAGACCUUCCGCACAAAGUCUUACCUCAACAAGCACCAUCACCGGGUUCAUAAGAAACGGAGUGCGGCAGGGUCCAGUCUGGGUGACCUUGCCUCCCCCUUUUCCCCCCAACAGAAUAUGUCACUUCUUGAAUCCUUUGGCUUUCAGAUUGUUCAGUCAGCCUUUGCCUCCUCACUUGUGGAGACUGAGAUGGGCAGCAGUAGAAUGGGUUUAGGGGAUAAAUGACGCCUUUGAGAUAUAGACAUUUCUUAUAACCCUGCUCUUACUGGACAACCAAACAUUUGAUAACUGCAAGUUUAGUCUUUAAACUUGCAGUUUAAACAAUUCUUGAUGCCAUAUGUAGACUACUUUUUUUUUUUUCUUUUUUUCUUACAAUUAUAAUGUUUGUUAAUGUUUUGACUUCACCAUUGUGGAUGCCGUUCUGAUUCCAUUUUGGUGUGAAGCAGCUGUUUUUUACUUUGACAAAUACUCAUUUUAUAGAUUUAUCAUGCAAAAACACCUUGCUUUUGUUAACAUUUUUAUGUCUCUGCUUCCAGAUUGGUGGGGUUAGGGUGAUUAACUUCAAAAUAUAAAUUGAUGCCCCAAAAAUGUGUAUAAUCCACAAGAGGUAAUUUCGUAUAGAUGGAUGCCCAGACUUGCACAGUAGGUACAUCAAAUGUGGUCAAAGUCUCGAGUCCACAAGACUUUUAUUUCUUUUUCCAUUACAAUUAUAUUAUCAGUUUAAAAAUGUGAGUGUCAAGUUUAACUAGAACCACAACUUUGUGCAAAACCUGAUGAUCCAUGUUAUCCAUGCAUGAUAUGAGAAUGUUUUAAAGAGCAUCUUUUGUGCUUCCAUCGACACAUUGAAAUCUGACCUUUUGUACAAAGGUGUUAACAUGGUCAAAACAUUUCUUAUUUGAAUAGUGACCUUAAAACAGGACAGCAUCUUAAGUAUUUCCUGUUCAAUUUAUGUCAUGAUAUGUCUUUGUUUUUCAACAGAGUUCUUAACAUUUUUCCUAAACUUAUUUUUAGAUUUAAAUUAGAUUUCGAAUCCCAGAUGUGGGCUGAGACUUUUGAACCCCAUUUUAUGUCUGCAUUUGCAGUAUAAAAGCAUGCCAUUAGCAAGGAUUAAACAUUUUAACAAAAUUCAAAGCUUAAUCAGGCAUCAUAGUGACCCAAGUUACUGAUGGUCAGCCGUUUGUUAUCCACAGGUAACCUACAAAUCUAGUGAGAUUCUUCUCGUGUGUGACUUACUUUGGCAAAUGAUGUAAUAAGUAUAAAUCAUUCACAACUUAAGCCCAAAUCAUGGCUGUUUAAAUAGUACUUUUUUGUUCUUUUUUUUUUUUUGUUCUUUUUUUUUAAUCAUAGUUUUGAGACUGAUUGUUUUUGGUCACAACAAUUUCAGCUUUUAAUGUCCAACAGGGACCAAUUUCAGGUUUCACUGUAAGAUAUAGCAAGAAGCAAAGAAUAUAUUUUAUUAACUUAUUGAUAUUGGUGUCCAAUUCUCCUUUACAAAAAGGUAUAUAUUGAGUUUUUGUGUAGAGUUACGAUUGUGCUAUUUUCCUCAUAAAUCAUGCACCCAACCGGAGGAUAGUGUGAGAGCAUCAGUGUGUAAAUGAGCAUAACAACUGUAUGUGUGAGUACACGUGUGAAUGAUGUGGUCUCUCUAAUGUCCAGAAUGUAAUAUAAACAGAGGGCUUUGUAAUCUUUUUUUAAUAUAUCAGAGAAUUUUUCUAAGAGGUUCAGUACAUUCCUGCUGAACUUGAAGUCUUGUCAUUAUACAUGUUUAACAUUCACACGCAUAUAUAAGAAAUAUGUACAUAUGUUUGGUCAAUUAGUUAGUUAUUAGAUUAGAUUGGGAUCUUUGUAUAUAGAUAUUUUCCUUGGCCUGGGAGAAUGAAUGGAAAUUUUAUUAAGGAAUAUGUAUUAAGUUCAAAUCAAUACUUCUGUUGCUUCUUUUUGAUAUUAUGCAAGUAUUUGUGUGUUGUUUUGGUGUUACCUUGUUUCCCUGGGAUGUUAAUCUAAAUGCAGUGUGCAUACUGGUUACCUUUCCUUUUAUUUUACCAUCCAAGCUAAUAGUUUAGUGUUCUGUAAAUGUAUUUUGUAAGGCGGAUAGUACAAUGUUGCAGAGCUGUUACGGGCAGUCACUAAUGAUAAUGGAAGCUUUCCAUUUACAUAAUGCAUACAAAACAAUUAUUUUAUUGUAUUACAGUAUAUGCUUGUUAGUCUAACUUUUUAAAUCCAAAGCAAACUGAGCAGUACACUCAAAAAUCAGUGCACCCUAUGGUACAAUAUAUCUAAUGUCAGAUAACAUGAGUUAAUUAUUCUUAAAAUAAUAACAAUCACUGUCUGCCUAACAGUAACCCUGAUCUGAAUAUUUGCAGCUUUUAUUUAUUUACAAAAUCAAAGUUAUUGGGAAGCCCUCGAUUAUUAAUGCUAUACAACUUGUUUGUCUAGUGUGGUGUUUAGGCUUAUUGCAUCACUGGAAUUUUUUGUUGUUGUUGUUUUUUGCUCAGAUAUUUGUAUGUUGCAAAGUGCCUUCCCAGUAAUGAUUGUGAAUGGCGAAGGGUUGGAAAUUCUGUCAUUAAAAGGACCUAUAUUAUUUUAACCAUAUACGAACAGAGUUGCAUUGACACUUUUGGAUAAAGACAUGCACAUAGAAAAGUGUACAUUUGUACAUGUAUGUUUGGUAUUCUACCUUUUGUUCUCUGACAAAAUGUUGUUUCUCUGCAAUUUAUGUCACAGCGUUCAUCAAUUUUUGGACAUUAGAUAUAAGCAUACUUUUCUAUUGAUGUUUGUUUUUGUACACUGUUUUUGUGUCUCUGUCUAUUUGGUACAGAGAUGGGUAUGAAAUAAAAUUGUAUC
Xyrauchen texanus (razorback sucker) is the source of this 5207-nucleotide messenger RNA. Its product is annotated as POZ-, AT hook-, and zinc finger-containing protein 1-like. The transcript is spliced from 6 exons. Gene Ontology annotation, molecular function: protein binding. Bases 396 to 2588 code for a protein of 730 amino acids. Lineage: Eukaryota; Metazoa; Chordata; Actinopteri; Cypriniformes; Catostomidae. The record is from RefSeq and is a predicted model, not a curated record. Gene Ontology annotation, biological process: regulation of immune system process; negative regulation of transcription by RNA polymerase II; regulation of cytokine production.